GGCACUCUGCGGGAGGCAGGAGGCAGGAGGCAGGGAGGGACACGGCGGCGGCCCUCCUGGUCCAUCCUGUCCCAACGUCCCGCCCCGUCCCGCCCCUCGGCAUGCGGGGCCCGCCGCUGCCUCCAAACUUUCUAUGCUGCCCCAUCGCCUGGGAGGAGAGAAGCGCCGCGGGCAUGUAUGAAUGGGAGAGUAGAGCAGUCACUCAGCUUUGGCUUUACCCUCAGCGGCAACCAGUGGUGUUUCUUCUGUGAGCCCACUGUGCACUGACAUUUUCUUAGUAUUUUCAGAGGUCAAGCCAUGGAGCCUCCAGGGACAGCGCUAUUGCUACUGAAAGGAUGGGGCCCCUGGAAGCAAUUGGUGAAGAAAACCAGACAGAUGAAAUGAAGAUGGAGUUGUUCACCAAGCUGUAUUUGCCAAGAUACACCACACCAGUCAGUGAACUGGCUCUUGACCCCAAACCAGAAUUGAAGGACAGCACAACUCUAGUUGAGGUGCAGAUAAUCCUCAUCUUUGCUUACUGUUCCAUUAUUCUGUUGGGGGUGAUCGGGAACUCUCUUGUGAUCCACGUGAUCAUCAAGUUCAAAAGCAUGCGUACAGUGACCAACUUCUUCAUCGCCAACCUGGCUGUGGCUGAUCUGCUGGUGAAUACAUUGUGCUUGCCUUUCACUCUAGUUUACACACUAUUGGGUGAGUGGAAACUGGGCCCGGUUUUGUGCCACUUGGUGCCUUAUGCCCAAGCUCUUGCUGUGCAUGUGUCUACUGUUACAUUGACUGUGAUUGCCUUGGAUCGACAUCGUUGUAUUGUCUAUCACUUGGAAAGCAAAAUCUCUAAGCGUAUCAGCUUCCUGAUUAUAGGAGUUGCAUGGGCAGUCAGUGCCCUGUUAGCAAGCCCUUUGGCUAUCUUCCGCGAGUACUCGCUGAUUGAGAUCAUUCCUGACUUCAAGAUUGUGGUUUGCUCUGAGAAGUGGCCAGGGGAGGGGCAGCUUAACUACGGCACCAUCUACAGUGUCUCCAUGCUCCUGAUCCAGUAUGUACUACCUCUGGCCAUCAUCUCCUAUGCCUACACCCGCAUAUGGACCAAGCUUAAGAACCAUGUUAGUCCUGGGGCAGGGAACGACCACUACCACCACCGGCGUCAGAAAACCACCAAGAUGCUGGUUUGCGUGGUUGUUGUGUUUGCUGUCAGUUGGCUUCCAUUCCAUGCCUUCCAGCUAGUCAGUGAUAUUGACAGUCAGGUGUUGGACCUGAAAGAGUAUAAACUGAUCUACACGGUGUUUCAUGUCAUUGCCAUGUGCUCAACAUUUGCUAACCCCCUUCUCUAUGGCUGGAUGAAUAACAACUACAGGACGGCCUUCCUCACAGCUUUUCAGUGUGAGCAGCGGCUAGACUCCAUCCACCCUGAAGUGUCAGCAGCUUUCAAAGCCAGGAAGAAACUGGAAGCAAAGAAGAGCCAGUUCCCUGGAGAUUCUUUCACACAACCUACCAAUGUCUAAGAUUUCUGACUUUAAAGAAGAAAUGCACAUGUUGUGGGCAAAGGAAUAAAUCCAUUCUGACACAUGCAUUUUUAAUGCAUAGUUUUACUCAUAGAAGGUGAAAGAAAAGUAGUAGGGAAGUCAAGGUAGGUGAUGUGAUUUGAGGGGAGUAGGUUGGCACCGUAAGGAUGUGACUACACAACUCCAAGGAAAUAAGAGAGAUAUUUUGUUUGUAGUUGUCUAUAACUUGUUAAGAAACAACCCAUCUCUCCCAUCCCUACUUGACAAGUCUAAAUGGCAAAGGCAGAGUUUGCUGCUUUGGCUAUAGGAAGGUAAAUGGAUGUUUUGUAGCACAGGAAUACUGCUGACGGCUGAAGGCAACUUGUAUAUUGCAUGUAGAGACCAGGCAGAAUAGAAGUCUCCUGGAAGAGUGAAGCCUGUCUGGGGAAAAUGGGCUGUGCUGGUUAAAGCUCAAACCUUCCAGCCACUUUUUCUCCCACAGGGACCUUUUGUGGAGAUAAGGAAAAUGAAAAGAGAGAUACGGUACUGUUUUUGAUUUGCACUGAAGCACUUCAAACCAGAAUAUUCUGAAUGGAUUAGGGGAAAGAAAAAGGGAAAAGGAAAAAAUACCAAAUUUGAUAUGAAGAAAGGUAGAGGUGGAUUGGGGUUAAUCAAAUGGGGUCAAAAGUCAUUCCUUAUGAAUUGGCUAUGGUUAUGUUGGUGAGAAAAAUUGCAAGCCUAGGAUCUCAUCACUAAUUCUCUGCAGAUCCCUACUUUUAAUUCCACGUUUGGAAGAGCUCAUAAACACAUAGCUUUAAAGUGGCAUUUGAGGGAGGAGACGCAGGCUCAGGUCUUUUAUGAGCAUUUCAUAACCUGCCAAUAUUUUAAUUUUCAAGACCUGCUUAAAUGUCUGACGUGUUGUUAACUCCACAGGCUUUGAAUUGUUGCUGCUUUUUCCCUGCAUAAUAAAACAGCAGAUAAUUUUUAUCUUCUGGAAAAGCUGCUAGAUGGUAAUGUACUUUUCCUUAUUGUGGUUUUAUGUCACACACUCAUCUCAUCUUGGAGCAUUUUCCAUCUUUAGCUUUAGUAAAGAUUAAGAGCAUCUGAAUGAGUGUAACUUAAUAACAAUAUGCUACGUUUAUGCGAUAACUUAUCAGUUAUUCUGCAUGCAGUAGUUAAUAGUUAAAUUCCUUUUUUGCUCAGGUAUAAAAUUUUAAUUUGUUUACUGUGCUGUACGCAGCAAUGUUCAACUUUUCUGUGUCUUUGUUUAGCCUCUUUGAACUCAUUAAGUAGACAAAGAAAAUUUCUAUCCGUACUUAUUCCAGGCUGCCCUGCUGCUUAUCAAGAAUAAAAAUAAGCGUGAUCGUUUCACUUGGAGUCUCUUUCCACAGCUACACUUCAGCUGCCUCUUCCCCCUCCCCCCCCCCAAUUUUCUGUGUUCCUAAAUUUGCUGUGUUCUCUCUUAGAAAUUUUAAAACAUCAGAAUUCCAGUACUGAAGCAGAAUCAGAUAUUUAUCAAAUGGAGAAAUUCAGCUUUAUGUAUGCAAUAUCUUGCCACCAUUCUUUAAAAAUCCAUGAAUCAUUUGGACUUGGCUUUUUCAUGAACAGAGGAGGGAGGUCUAGAGAAUAAGCUAGUGUUUACUCCAGGAAGAAAAGGUAUCCAUCAUUAUUAAACAGUUAUACAAAAACAGAUUAAUUCUCAAACAUGUGCUUUCAUGAUAUUGUCCACAAGUUGUUUUUGUCUAAGUAUUAAUGAUAUCCAAAAUGUAAGCUUGAAACAUUUAUUGCUGUGAAAGGAUUACAGAAGCGUGCAAUUAUUAAGGACAUCCAUCACAUGUCUCAAUUGAUUCUGAACACUUUAUCGAAGAAGUAUUCUUUCCACAAACAGUAUCCUCUAUUUAAAAAACAAAUACUCUUCCCCCACCUCUGGUUAAAAGUUGUUUCAGCUCUUUUAUGCCUUUUUGAGGGUGAUUAGAUAUACAGAGUUCUGAAGUAACCACAACAGUGUCUGCUAAAGUUAUAAGUAAGUGCUGGGCUAAAUCUCAAAAACGUUAAGGCUGCUUUACAUCAUCCUGGAUGAAAGUGAUUAAUUAGAAAUUACCUUUCAUUCUAUUUUAUGGCAUCAUUAUGAGCUUUCCCUGCAGCCAUUGUGUUGUGGCAAAGUUGAUGCACUAAUUUCUCACAUUGUUUUCCACUUGGUGCACUAAUUUCUCACUGUGCUUUCUGUGUGGAGAAAAGCACUGCAUUGAUACCUGCUGUGGGAUGACAGACCUCCACACAGUAUUUCACCAUGUGGUGUGGACUCCACAUCUGCCACAGUGGGGUUCACCGUAGAAUCCCUUUGUGUUGUAGGAACAUUAGAGAUUUUCUCACCAAAAGCAAUUGGGUAGCAGCAUCCCUCAGAGUUUCUGCAAAUCUCAGCUGUCAGAAGGAUGUGGAGAACCAGGGUUAGUCCUCAUUCCUUUCUAAGGGAAAAGGAAUCUAAGCACGAGAUUGAGGAGUCUGCAGAGGAUUCUCUGUUAUUCUUGAGGUGGUUUGCUUGAAAUAGGAAUCCAGAUCUCCCCAUUCACACAAUAGUGCUUAAAUUAAUUUUUAAAAGGCACUAUCUCCUUUUCCCAUUGAAUAAGUACAAGUUUUAUACAAAGCCAAGCAAUGCUAGCAGCAGUACUCAUUUAAGAAUUUGCAAGGAAGAGAUGGGACACCUAAAAUGAAAUGUCAUCUCUGAUCAGAGCAAGAAUUUGAGCUGACAUGCCUCAGUUCUCAGGAGAAUGAUGUAGCCACCAAACUGCAGCCUCUCCUGAGGUAGUAGCAUAUAUCUUCUUAGAGAUGUCUUAUUUUAUACAAAGCAAUUCAACAUCUAAUAUGAUUUUAUAGGUGAGUAGUUAUGAAGUUUGCAUGGUACCUGGGUUACAAGCCAAGGAUAUGAAAACAAAGACAGUAUUUAAGUUACACCCCAACUCUGUUCUUCAUGAGUACUUCUACCAUGAGGCACUGCAUUGUAGGCAGGAGGACAGCAAGGCAAGCAGAACCGUGCUAACCUCUGGGUGGGUCUUACUUGAGAUUCUCCUUUGGGGCUGGCUUAUGGAAGGGAGUCCUACCAACCACGUGGAUCUCAUUCAGUGUUACCUAGGGUCUUAGUUACUCAGCACUGUGCUUUAGGCCUCCGUGAGAAUGAGCAUCUCCGCAUAGCUUAGCCACAGCAGAAUUGAGAAGAAAGCACCUCAACAGGAAUUUCAGAAGAAUUAAGUUCAGGUGUAUAAGCAAUUGAAACAGAAGGGCUGGGCUUGCACGACAAAUGGGUUAGUAUACAUACGUUUCAGUAUGUAGACUGUACAAAAGAGCCGUGUAAAAGAUGUUUGUGGGGAAUAAUUGACAGCUGCCCCACAGUUGGUAUAAUUGUGUCUUGGAUAUAAUGUGUAAUGGACAUCCAUUGCCAAAAUGUUAAUAACACUAACAUUAAUAACCAAAUAAAAACUAUUAUCUGCUUUUUAUCUGUCAGUCCUCAAAAGAACUACAGAAUUUUCAGAUUAAUAUAAUCCAUUUCCUUGCUUCAUAGUUUCUAAAUUCCCUCGAGGACUUUUCUUAUGUUAAUCCAGAUUGACCUUAAGGGAUAAAUUUUGUCUUUGAAUCCCUGUGUUAUUUACCUGGUACUAUUAUUAUGAAUGCCACUCCACAAUACGAGAGCUGCUUUGUGGCAAAUUAAAGGUUCGUUGACCUAAGAAGCUCAGAGACAUAUGUAAAUCCAUUCAAGGUCAGUGGUGUAGAAGAGCCAUGUUUUUAAUACUACAUCAAAAAUGCUUAUUUGUGUAAUCAGUAGUGUUUUUCAUACCUUCUCUUCAUGUUUUGAAAAUAUUAAACUAGGUAUUAUUUAAAAAGGAAAUUAUACAAAAGUGGUGAGGAACUCUGAAGCUGAACUUAGAAAGCCUGAGAAUGAAUGGCCACCUCUAGGAGCAGAAAAGAGACACAAGCAGGGUCAGUAGGAUCAUCAUUGACUUACAGACUUUCUUCCUCUCCUUCAUAUGGGCAGUGAGAAACGUGUUGCAAUGAAACCAGGGCAAAUGAAAACACCCAUCAAUUGUAUGCACAGAGCAAAAUGUUGCCCAGGGAAACUGAGGAACCGCGAGGGGAAAUUCCUGUGAUAAUCUAAGCCUUAAAGUUUGUGUCAUGUUCUCAGGCAAGAAAAUCUGUACCUGUACAUUAUUUUACCUAGAUGCAGAAUAAGUAAACAGCUCUGUACUGUUAAUGUGCCAGUAGACAGGAUGAAUAAUGCAUACAUAUCCCUUAUAAGGCUCAUUUCAGAUGGGAUAUAUGAAGAAAUUAUUGUUUGUGCUUUCCUAUCUCAGACUUUGCUGAGUUCCUCUGAAAGGAAGAGAGCUUCAAGCUAUAAAAAUUAAAGAUUGUGGAAUUACGUCUGGUGAUGUAGGCAUAAUUUAGUUUGAAAAAAGAACCAACAACUAAAUAUAUAUACACUGAUGGUACUGCAUAGGAGAAACAGACUAUUAUUUCCUCUUGGACCAAGAAUUUGCACAACUGGACUUUAUAUGAAACAGACAUACUUGUGUGCUUCACAGCUCUCAAGGAAUACUCUAAUAAACCUACACUACAUGACUUUUUCAAUAGCAGAAUCUAUAUUUAAACAUACUUGGGGGCAAAUUAUUUCUAAGCCUUAAAGGCUGCACACAAAAAUAAAGGUUUACAACAAUUCCCUUUUUACUGCUGUCCUCUAACAUUAGAGCUGUUACUACUCAACCACAUCUCAAUUAGCAGCACUGUGACUUUUGAAUUUACUUGAGGUAACCAAGCUGGUGAAGCUGGGAUCAGUUUGCUUGGGCUGGUGGCACUGCAGCCAUGGCAGAGCUGCCCCAGGGCUGACUCAUCCCAUUAGCUUAGGGCUAGCCCCGGUACCUCUUACAGACUCUAGCACUGAUGUGCCUGCAGCUCCAAAUGCAGUGGCUGCUUCGUGAUACAUGACCAGAGUGUGAAAGCUGCUCCUUCAGCAGCACUGGUCUUCCCCAUGCUCUCAUCAGCAGUCUUAUUCAUAGCAGAAAGAAACUGGCAGCAAGAUCCACCGGGGAGAAUAUUUUACACAUAAGAAGUGGUCAUGUUCUUGUCCUGAAAAAUGCACCGUCUGACCAAGGGUGAUGCCAAAAUAGAAACACUUUAAUGCAGAGCUGGAAGCAGCCAUGCUGGGAUAGGAACGUGCAGCAGCAUGAUCCCUCCUCCCUUGGCUACCACAGCAUGGAGCAUCUGCUGUGGGAGGCACUGCUAAUGGGAGGGGAUAAAAUAAACUUCGUACUCCAGAGAAGCUGCCUCCAUUUAAACCUGGUAUUCCAGUGUCAGAUUUAUCUCAUGGGACGCUACAGUACAAUAUAUAUAUACAGUUAUUUAUAUAUUAUAUAAAUAUAUGUAUAUUAUAUAAAAAAUUAAAAAUUACA
Gallus gallus (chicken) is the source of this 6907-nucleotide messenger RNA. It is a transcript of the gene NPY2R, whose product is annotated as neuropeptide Y receptor Y2. Gene Ontology annotation, molecular function: neuropeptide Y receptor activity. The coding region runs from base 336 to 1493 and encodes 385 amino acids. NCBI's taxonomy places the organism in Eukaryota, Metazoa, Chordata, Aves, Galliformes, Phasianidae. Gene Ontology annotation, biological process: G protein-coupled receptor signaling pathway. The record is from RefSeq and is marked validated. Gene Ontology annotation, cellular component: membrane. The transcript is spliced from 3 exons.